UCCGUUCAACCAGUGAGGGUGUGUUGUAUAUGUAUAUAUAGUGCAAACUGUAAUCAGGUGCUUGUUGUGGAUUUUUCUUUUGCAACAUUUAUCAAAGCUAACUUGAAAUACACUUGUCGCGUUUCGCGUUAUUCGUAUUUUAGCACUCAAAUAAUACGCUCUUCAGAUUUUUUGCAUAUUUUUUGUUUCGACUGUUGGUUGGAAAACAUUUUCCUGCGUUUUCUAAAGAAACGAAAAUAAAAAUAAAAAAUUUUUUGCGUGAAAGAGGAGAAAAAGAUUACGAUCAAUAUGCCAAUCUCAGAUUUUCGUAAAAAGAAAUUGUUGUACGUCUUCAAUGUAUUUUUCGAUGUAAAUCAGAGUGGCGAAAUCGAUAUCAAGGACUUUGAGCAAGCUAUCGAAAAAAUAUGUUCUUUGCGAGGAUGGCCAUCAGGUCAUGCGAAAAAUAAAGAAACUCAUGAGGCAAUGUUGACUAUAUGGGAAGGACUACGAUCGAAAGCAGACAAAGAUAACGAUGGCCAGGUAUCUGUUGAAGAGUGGUAUAACAUGUGGGAUGCUUACGCUAAAGAUCCGAGCGGUGUAUUGGACUGGCAGUUGAGAUACAUGAAUUUCAUGUUCGAUUUGGAGGAUGCAUCCAACGAUGGUACCAUCGAUGCUCAGGAAUUCGCUCUAGUCUGUUCCAGUUAUGGCCUGGAUCCGAACGAGUGUGAGCAAGCCUUUGCCAAGAUGUCUAAGGGUGCCGUUGAGGUCAAUCGUGACGAAUUUGCCAUUUUGUGGAGAGAAUACUUUUCCACUGAUGAUGUUACUGCACCGGGCAACUUUAUCUUUGGCAAAACAUCCUUUUAACAAAACUGAACUCCCAUUUACAAUUGAAAAAUGCCGUUAAAUCUUAUAAAAAUUCAAUUUUUUUCAAAUUCCUAACUAAAAAAAAACAAUUCAAAUCAAUUAAAAUGAAUUACAAAAGAAAAAAUUGAGAAAUAAAAUCAAUAAAAGCGAAUUAUAGAAUUAUAUUGAACGAGAUUUCAACCAGAAGAUAA
Bradysia coprophila is the source of this 1034-nucleotide messenger RNA. It is a transcript of the gene Scp2, whose product is annotated as Sarcoplasmic calcium-binding protein 2. Gene Ontology annotation, molecular function: calcium ion binding. Lineage: Eukaryota; Metazoa; Arthropoda; Insecta; Diptera; Sciaridae. The record is from RefSeq and is a predicted model, not a curated record.